AUUAUCCACUUCUCAUUUGCAUUUAGUAUUUCCUCUCUCUUCUUUCGACUGUUCUUCUUCUUCUUCUUCGUAACUUUCUCUCUCUUAGGGUUUUCUGUUUCAAUGGCGGAAGAGGUUCAGAAUGGAGGUGCCGAGAACGGAGCAGCAAAGGCUGUGACUGUCACUUUCACGGCGAUGAAGCCUCAGCUGAUUGUGGAGGCACCUAAAGCUGGAGAUGCCGUACAGUUCUACAAGGCUGCGUUUGGUGCUGAGGAAGUGAACCGUGUGAAUCAUCCGAAAAGGAAGGCCGAGCAGGAGCUUCCUCUCAUCCUCUCUGCUGAACUCAAACUCGGUUCCACUACUUUCCUUGUUUCCAAUUCCGACCUCACUGAUGACUCUUCUGCUCCUGUCAAGACUGCAAGCGGAUGCGUUUUUUGCUUGGAGACAGAGGAUGUGGAAGGUGCUGUGGCCAAGGCCGUGACUGCCGGUGCUGUCUCUGAGGGUGAAAUAGCCGAGGGUGAUGGGGCUUGUUGUGGUGGACGCGUUGGCAAGCUGAAGGAUCCCUAUGGCAACGUUUGGCUCGUCUGCUCUCCCAGCAAGAAGUGCGAGUGAUAUGGAUAUCAGUAGUUCAGUACUUUUGUUAGGGUCAGCUUGUUGGGGAAUCCGGUUCUUUUGUUAUUAGGUGGUAAAAGAAACUUUUAUGUCGCUGUUAAGCGCGGAUGGAUUAGGUUAAUUAGGCAGUUAGUUUAACAGAAUCUGUUUGCUUUUGAACGGUGAAAAUGUUGGACACCAUUAAACUCUGACAGCUGUCUUCUAUUGGCAUAUAAUUACAAGUAUGUUUUCUUAGUA
This is a messenger RNA of Nicotiana tabacum (common tobacco), 828 nucleotides long. RefSeq lists its product as uncharacterized. The record is from RefSeq and is a predicted model, not a curated record. NCBI's taxonomy places the organism in Eukaryota, Viridiplantae, Streptophyta, Magnoliopsida, Solanales, Solanaceae.